Messenger RNA from Aricia agestis (brown argus), 2421 nucleotides. Its product is annotated as mitochondrial intermediate peptidase. The record is from RefSeq and is a predicted model, not a curated record. Gene Ontology annotation, biological process: peptide metabolic process. The transcript is spliced from 13 exons. Gene Ontology annotation, molecular function: metalloendopeptidase activity. Gene Ontology annotation, cellular component: mitochondrion. The coding region runs from base 169 to 2241 and encodes 690 amino acids. NCBI's taxonomy places the organism in Eukaryota, Metazoa, Arthropoda, Insecta, Lepidoptera, Lycaenidae.
AAUUUUUAAUUUUAAAUUUGUGAAAUAUUUAUUUAGUGAUAAAUCUAACAAAAGAAAUAGUAACAGUGUAGGAAAUGUUAAUUGGCUAGGUUAAAUACAAAUUAUCUAUAUAUAUUUUGUGAAACGACUCUAAAGUUGGAAUACUGCUUUUAAAUAUCACAAAUUACAAUGAAGUCAUUAAAACCACUAUGGAGUCUGGGAAGACGAAGAGUAAGCACUUGGUCACCUCUCGCAACCGCAUUUAACACGAGGCCAACAAGUAGACCUAUAUUCGAAUCCUUGAGAGAGCGAACUGGUCUGUUCAACAAGCCAGAGCUAACAAGUUUCGAAGGCUUCUACACACUCAGAGAUGAAGCUAUAGCGGCCACAGACAGGCUCAUAGAGGAGGCUACUACCAACCCGACUCGUCCCAUGGUUGAGAUUUUCGAUGAGCUCUCGGACACGUUAUGUAAAGUUGCAGACUUAGCAGAAUUUGUUAGGAUUGCUCAUCCCCAACCACACUUUGCAGCGGCCGCUGAGGAAGCGUGUAUAAGUAUUAGCGGUGUGGUAGAAAAACUGAAUACUCACAAAGGGUUAUAUGAAGCCCUGCGUGAUUCUGUCACUAAAGGCACAUCGGGUGACAAACAUUUGGCGGAACUGUUUCUGUUUGAUUUUGAACAAAGUGGGAUUCAGCUGGAGGAGGAGAAACGCCAGGAAGUGGUCGCGCUCAAUGACCUCAUACUGCAGUCUGGACAGCAGUUCAUGGCCGGAGCUGCCAAGCCACGGAGAGUCCCCCGAGCUGCAGUCCCACAGAAUGUCCGACAAUUUUUCAGCGGCGACGGCUCCCACGUGAUAGUGAGCGGGGUGUACGCGGAGUGCGGGGAGGGGGCGGCGCGCGAGGCCGCCUACCGCCUCUACCUCGCACCCGACGACAGACAGGAGCGCCUGCUGACCGCCACGCUAGCGGCGCGCGCCCGCCUGGCGGGGCUGUGCGGGUUCGACACGUACGCGGACCGGGCAAUAAAGGCGAGUACAAUGGAGACGGCGACCAACGUGCAGCGGUUCCUGGACCGUCUGGCGGACAACCUGCACGACCGCGCCCGGGCCGACUUCGACGCCAUGCUGCAGAUGAAGAGGAAGGAGACUCCUUAUCAGGACGCGCUAAUGUGCUGGGACACGCCGUACUUCACGCACAAGGCUCGGGCGUCGCUGCUGGGGGCGGCGGCGUCGGAGCACGCGCCCUACUUUAGCCUCGGCGCCUGCAUGGAGGGACUCAACAUGAUCUGCCAGGAGCUAUACGACAUCACCCUACAAUCUGAGGAAAUGUUGCCAGGCGAGUCAUGGGCACCCGAUGUGUACAAGCUGGGCGUGGUGCACGCGCGCGAGGGGCCGCUCGGCCACAUCUACUGCGACCUGUACGAGCGGCCCGGCAAGCCGCACCAGGACUGCCACUUCACCAUCCGCGGUGGCAAGCUGCUGCCGGACGGCACUUACCAGAACCCCAUCGUGGUGAUAAUGUUAUCCCUGAGCGGCGGUCACCGCAGCGGACCGGCGCUGCUGAGCGCGGGCGCUGUCGACAACCUGUUCCACGAGUGCGGGCACGCGCUGCACAGCAUGCUGGGGCGGGCGCGGCACCAGCACGUGGCCGGCACGCGCACCGCCACCGACCUCGCCGAGCUGCCCAGCGUGCUCAUGGAGUACUUCGCCGCCAGUCCGCAGGUGGUGCGGCGCUUCGCCCGGCACUUUCAGACGGGGGAGGCGAUGCCGGAGGACAUGCUGCAGCGGCUCUGCGCCUCCAAGUACCUGUUCGGCGCCAGCGAGAUGCAGCUACAGGUGUUCUACUCGGCCCUGGACCAACACUACCACGGCGCGGAGGGCGCGGGAGGGCGAUCCACGACUGAAAUCCUCAAGGACGUGCAGAAACAGUACUACGGCCUGCCGUACGUUGAGAACACGGCGUGGCAGCACCGCUUCAGCCACCUGAUCGGCUACGGCGCGAAGUACUACUCGUACCUGAUAUCGCGCGCGCUGGCCUCGUGCGCGUGGCGGCAGUUCGCGCCGCGCCCGCUCGCCGCCGCGCCCGGACACCGCCUGCGGGACAGACUGCUGAGACACGGCGGCGCUCGACCGCCCCGGGAGCUCCUUCAAGACUACCUCGACAUGGAGAUAACUCCGGAGACGAUGGCCAACGCGCUCACGGAGGAGUUGGACUACCAGAAAGACCAGCUCGAUACCAUAUUCAAAGUGGCAGCCAAACGAUGACUGUAAUGUAAAGUAUGAAUGUGUGAAACAUAUCAAUUGAAAUGUUUUGAGUGCGAAUAGAAAGCAGUCUUCCAAAAUUGACGAAUUGUGUUAUUUAUAAAAAUGUACGCGCGCGUUGAUUGUUAAUCUGAAAAUAUGUUAUGAAUUAAAACUUCUUAGUGAUAAUAGUAUUAAAAUGUA